Arabidopsis thaliana (thale cress) is the source of this 904-nucleotide messenger RNA. RefSeq names its product NADH-ubiquinone oxidoreductase. The record is from RefSeq and is marked reviewed. The coding region runs from base 224 to 544 and encodes 106 amino acids. Lineage: Eukaryota; Viridiplantae; Streptophyta; Magnoliopsida; Brassicales; Brassicaceae. The transcript is spliced from 2 exons.
CUGCUAUUUUCGAUCGUUUGGAGCUUGAUUGACUUAAAUGGGCUCAUUCGGGUCUGUUAUGAGAAAGCCCAACCAAGAAAGUUUAUGGGUCAAAGAGAAAAGCCUCUAGACGAAAGAGAGGAUCUCAGCUUCUGUUGAAAUGAAUAUAACCUAGAAAUUGAUUUUGAUCGGAAGAAGAAGAAAGAAGAUAGAAUCAGAGAUUUGUAGAUUUUAUCGAUCGAAGAUGAAUACUGACAUCACUGCCUUGGAGAAGGCACAAUACCCAGUGGUUGAUCGGAAUCCUGCUUUUACUAAAGUCGUCGGCAAUUUCAGCACUCUCGAUUACCUCCGUUUCUCUACUAUCACCGGCAUCUCCGUCACCGUCGGCUAUCUCUCUGGGAUUAAGCCUGGGAUUAAGGGACCGUCGAUGGUUACUGGAGGAUUGAUCGGGCUCAUGGGAGGUUUCAUGUAUGCGUACCAGAACUCUGCCGGUAGACUCAUGGGGUUUUUCCCUAAUGAUGGUGAAGUUGCUAGUUACCAGAAGCGUGGUGGUUUCUCCAAAUGAAUGACUUUAGUGUUUUAUUUUCUGGAUCUGGCUUCAUUUUGGAAUUUGAAACCCUCUCUUUUUCUCUGUAAUUUGAUUGCAUUUCUCUGCUGUUUGAGGAUAAUAUGUGCCUCUGUUUGUCUGUUAUGACUUGAUGGUGAUGAUCAAUAAGAUUUGAGACAAGGAAUUGUGGUGAUAGAUUUUUGUGAUUGUGAGUGAGUGAUGUUGCAAUAAGGAAUCUUUAGUGCUGCAAUUAGACCAGUCUGAUAGGUUUCUUUGUUGUAUAUGUAUUGGUUUGUAGAUAGAUGAACCUAGGAGCAGCUGCAUUCGAAUCCCUCAGAGACACCUUGUCCUAUAAAAUGUUAUUGGUGCUCCUUGUCU